Molecule: messenger RNA, 2883 nt
Organism: Anneissia japonica
Lineage: Eukaryota; Metazoa; Echinodermata; Crinoidea; Comatulida; Comatulidae
Product: DNA repair protein RAD51 homolog 4-like
Exons: 11
Coding region: 76-1020 (314 amino acids)
Biological process (GO): reciprocal meiotic recombination; double-strand break repair via homologous recombination; DNA strand invasion
Cellular component (GO): centrosome; replication fork; Rad51B-Rad51C-Rad51D-XRCC2 complex
Molecular function (GO): four-way junction DNA binding; ATP-dependent DNA damage sensor activity; single-stranded DNA binding
Source: RefSeq, a predicted model, not a curated record
CCGCCCUCUAUAGACGACCUUAAUUUUAAAUGUCCGCCGCGAAAAUUUACGAUCGGUCAGAUCAGAUCCACCACCAUGUCUAUUUUAUGUCCAGGAACAUGCAGUGAACUGUCGACCGAUAAUAUUAAUAUUCUGAGAUCAGUAGGAAUCCGUACAGUGGUUGAUUUCCUGGCUCACAGUCCAGACCAAAUAGCCAAUAAAUGUUCAUUUUCUCAUACGGUAGUGUCAGCAAUACGUAGAGCUCUCUUAGCACAGCAUGCAUCCCUUGUGGUCUCGGGGUCAAACAUCUAUCAUCAAGUGUCACAAAAGCUGACAAUAUUACACACUGGAAUUCAAAGUAUUGACAAUCUCCUUAGUGGUGGCUUAUUAUCAACUGAACUCACUGAAUUAGCUGGUGCAUCUGCAGCAGGUAAAACACAGCUUUGCCUGGCAGUGGCUGCAAGAACCAGUCUAGUUCCAAAACACUGCGUAUUAUACAUCAGCACUGGUGCUGAUUUUUCUUCUGAGAGGUUAAGAGAAUUAAUGAUUUUAAGUGGUUCACCACAAAAGAAUUUAUCUGAAGCACUAGAGCAAGUGAAAUGUAUACAUGCAUUUGAUGUGUUUCGACUCCUUGAAGUACUUCACAAUCUUCCAGCAUUAAUACAUAAUGACAGUGUCUUCUAUGCUCAUCUUAAACUUGUUAUUGUUGACUCAAUUGCUGCAGUAAUUGCACCCAUAAUUGGAGGCAAGCAAAUUGAAGGACAUGGACUAAUGAUGCAGGUGGCACGGAAACUGAAAGAAAUUGUUGUUGAAGAAAACAUUGCUGCUUUGGUAACAAAUCGUGUUGUGCAAUCUGACAGGAAUUCAAUAAAACCUGCUUUGGGAGCAUCCUGGUUACAUGUACCACAUACACGCAUACUACUGACCAAUCAGAGAGAAGAUGGUACAGAUCAUAGCAUAUUGAUACGCAAAGCAACAAUCAUCAAAUCUAUAAGACAGCCUAUCAAUCUGACCACAAGAUUUGUCCUACCUGGAAAUUGAAAAGCUGGUUGACAAGUAAAUAGUUUAAUGGUGGAAUAUUGUUGUUGUAUAUGAUUGCAUAACUUAUGGCAAAAUGAUCUGGAAAACUACUUUACUGCAGGUGUGUAUACAUGGUACACUGAUUCUCUGUACAAAGCAUAUUUGAUAUGAAGAAAAAAGAAUGUAAAACCAGCGUUCAAGAACUGGUGGCCAACAAAUAUAUUGGUAUUUAUAGGUAGAUAGACAAGUCCAUGAAGAACAGAAUUGUCGACUGCCCAGAGAUAGCUGAAAUUAAAUUGUUAAGUUCUGACUCUCCAGCCAUAGCAAUAUUUUUUUUAAAUGUCUUUUGAUUAUUAAUUUCAAUAUAUACCGUACUGUAAAUGUUAAUAUCAAAAUGUGUGUAACCCUUUUGUAAGAUGUAAAAGAUAUAAUAAGUGUAAAGAUUUUGUAGUCCUUUAUGUUUUGUUUAAAUGUACAUAAUGUUGAAAGAUGGUUAAGAAGAGAAACAAUUUUAUGUGUAUUACAAAUAGAAUUUGAAAAAUAUUCUGUUAUUGUUGAGCUACAUAAACUAAACUAAAAAAUAAAAUUAAAUAUUUGAUUCAGUAUCAAUUUACUCAAAAUGAUUGUGCAGCGCUAGAACCAUUGGAUGGGGGUUGAAAUUAAAUGGAAAGAUAAUAAUUGCAUGUGAAACAAUUUUAUGUGUAUUACAAAUAGAAUUUGAAAAAUAUUCUGUUCUUGUUGAGCUACAUAAACUAAACUAAAAAAUAAAAUUCAAUAUUUGAUUCAAUUAAAAAUUGUUAUGCAUAUAUUAAAAGAAAUAAAUUAAGAAAUCAUAAAAAAAAAAGAUCUGAUUUAUUCUGUUAAGCAGUACAACGUAGUCGAUAUCAUUGAAUUGUAUUCAAAUUUUAAGUCUGAGAGUGCCAUUUUCGGUCAUCUAGAGGUGCCAUAAUCGUAAAUUUUCUCACUUCUAUUUCAAAUUUCUGGAUUCGCCACUGGUAUACGUAGGCCUAACUUACUGUAGUUUUUGAUUUCAUAGUAUUACUAUUAGGCCUAUUAAAAUUUACUGUACAAGUGUAGGCAUAUCUUACAAAUACAGUACAGUAAUUAGGCGUAAGCCUACAUGGUAAGCUUUGCCUGGGCGCUCAGGCCCAUUUUUUAUAUAUUCUUAGGCAAUUAUCAUUUUAUUUUUACUAUAUAUAACCUUACCAAGGAGGUAUAAAAAAAAUUGCACCAGCUAGAAUAACUACCAUGUUAUGUAGCACUGGCUAGUUGUAAGCAGAAGCCUCUUCCAAAAUCCUUCAGAAAACCAAAUGCAUCUAAGACUUAUCACGUAACUCUGUUUCUCUAGAGAAGACGAAAGUUACUGAACAGUAGUGCCAAUAAAUUUAUUAAUUAGUAAUUUCAUAAUAGAUAUUUCAUAAUGAUUGACAAUGAUUAUUAAAUAAUUAGAAUUGGUAAUUAGUAACAAAUAAUAAUUCAAAAUACUCCAUCCUUACUAAGCAUAUGCAAGAUUUGCCACCCUAUUUCAAAGACAAAAUAUUUCCUAAGAUAAGCCAUCAUAUUUCUCUAGAUAAACUACUGUGGCGGAUGCAGAGGGUGCGGUCGCAACCCCGUAAAUUGUAUUAAGAAAAAUAAUUGUUGUAUUGUAUUGUUGUAAGGUAUGAGAGUGCAAUUUCCGGGCACCUAGAGGCAGGCGUGGAUCCAGACCUCUUCGCACCGUUUGCCAAUAUAAAGUGGUGGUCUGGCGAAUUCCAACUCUUUCUGUCAGAAAUGGCACUAACCUAAACCAAAGACAAAAAUAUAUAGACAAAAUAAACUUUUUGCAUUGUCUAAGUAUUAAUCAAAGAAAGACUAAUUAAAUCGGCUGCGCGAUAACAUACAGUA